This is a messenger RNA of Mizuhopecten yessoensis (Yesso scallop), 7943 nucleotides long. RefSeq names its product dual oxidase 2-like. Gene Ontology annotation, cellular component: NADPH oxidase complex; plasma membrane. The transcript is spliced from 31 exons. The record is from RefSeq and is a predicted model, not a curated record. NCBI's taxonomy places the organism in Eukaryota, Metazoa, Mollusca, Bivalvia, Pectinida, Pectinidae. Bases 64 to 4842 code for a protein of 1592 amino acids. Gene Ontology annotation, molecular function: heme binding; peroxidase activity; calcium ion binding. Gene Ontology annotation, biological process: response to oxidative stress; superoxide anion generation; defense response.
GACUUGACGGAAACUCUUCUGUAUUCCUGCGCAUAAGCGGACAGACAUCGCUAGGCGAGAGACAUGAUGUAUGUCGAGGCUGCAGGUUGCUUGCUUCUGAUAGCUGUGUUUGUAUCAGCACAGGAGGAAACCGAGCCGGAGUUAGCUCCCCUAGAUGGCUGGUACAACAAUCUGCUCCACCCGGACUGGGGUGCCGUGGAUACUAUUCUGUUGCGCAAGAGUCCCACUGCCUACGCCGACGGAGUCUACCACAUGGCUGGUCCAACCCGACCAAACCCUUUUGAAAUUAGUAAGGUGGCCCACAGAGGCAUCAUGGGAUUGGGAUCAGAGAGAGGUCGGACAGCCUUGAUGACAUAUUAUGGGCAACAAGUAGUGGAGGAAAUGUUGGAUGUCCAGAGACCAGGGUGUCCAAGGGAAUAUGAAAAUAUUGUUGUCCCUGACAAUGAUCCUCUGUACACGCCUGGAAUCCAGAUGCCUUUUACUCGUUCAAGGUUUGAUGCCAGAACUGGGCAGUCACCAAGCAACCCACGACAACAGCUUAAUGAGAUUACUCCUUACUUGGAUGGUCAGCUGAUGUAUGGUCCAGCUAAGGCCUGGACAGAUGCUAUUCGUGCAUUUGAGGGAGGUCGACUGAAGGCUCUGGAUGGCAAAUACACUCCAAUAAAGGAGAGCUUCCCUGCCAUAAAUGACAUUCGACUCCCAUUUGCUAAUCCACCAAAUCCAAGAGAGCAAACCAGAGAAGAACGUCUGCAGCCUGUUGCAAGAUUCUGGCGUUUGGGGAAUCCUAGAGGUUUUGAGAACCCUUUCCUGCUGUCUUUCGGUGUGAUGUGGUUUCGUCUUCACAACUUCUGGGCAGACAUGAUCAGCCAGGAACAUCCUGACUACACAGAUGAGGCUUUGUUCACUGAGGCAAGGAAGUGGGUUGUGGCCAUGCAUCAGAAAAUCACCGUGUAUGACUGGCUACCUAGAUGGUUGGAGAUACUAGACAAUGGAUCAAUUUAUAAUAUCAGUGAUACAGUAUCAACGCCAGAGAGACCAACAUGCCCUUAUAAAGGUUAUAAUCCCAACAUCCAUCCUGGUAUCACACACGAGUUUCAGUCGUCGGCCAUGAGAUACGGACACACACUUGUCACUCCUGGUUUGUGGCGUCGGGGUACACCUCAAGGGCCUGUUAACCAACUGAGGGGUGACGAUGCCCUCGACAACUGUAACUGGACACGUACCUCUCUCAAGGUUCCCGGUCAGGUUGGAGAUCAAGUCCAUGCCUUCCGUCUGUGUAAUUCUUACUGGAACUCCCAGGAAUCGGUCGUAGAGGAUGUGGACUCAUUGUUUCGUGGAAUGGCAUCCACCCUUGGAGAGCGAGAAGAUCAUAUCAUGGUGGCUGAUCUUGCAGGUGAUGUGUUUGGGCCCCUUGAGUUUUCCCGGCGUGACCUUGCAGCAUUGAACAUCCAGAGAGGUCGUGACCAUGGUCUCCCUGACUACCAGGCAGUUAGAGAGGCCUUCGAUCUGCCCAGGCUGAAAAGCUGGGAAGACAUCAAUCCUACUUUCCCUGCAAAUGUUCCUGCAUCAACUGUCGAAGCUAUAGCUAAGCUACAGCAGCUGUACAUUGAUAAGGGACUGAAUGGAACUACUCCUGAGGACGUGGACCUGUUCACUGGAGGCCUCAUGGAGACCACAUUUGAUGGGCCAGGGCCUCUCUUCCGUGCCAUCCUUGUCGACCAAUUCUGUCGUGUUAGGGAUGGGGAUCGGUUUUGGUACGAAAACUUGGAUAAUGGAUUGUUUUCCCAGGCGGAUAUUGACAGAAUCAAUAGUUUUACAAUAUUUGACAUCAUUAAGAAUGUCACCAAUGUGGAUGAGAACCAGAUCCAGACUGACCCCUUUAUACAUAAAACCAAUGACAUCUGCCCUCAGCCUCAGCAACUGAACAUCUCUACCACUAUAAACCUGAAUGGACAGUCGUCACUCAUCUUAGAGGAUUGUACAGGUUUUCAGACCUACGACUACUUCUUCAACAGUGAAUACUCAUUUGCUCUCACAUUUUUAGCAGUGGGUCUUUGUAUACCAGCAACUGUUGGCAUAAUGAUCCUGCUGGCAAAGCGCAGGAUAAAAUCAAUGACAUUGAGGAAAAAGAAAGUCGCAAAGAAAUUUAAGGGUACUGAACCAAACGUAUUUGAUGUUUUGGAGUGGGUUGGACACAAGGAAGGAGAACGAAACAUCAAAGUCCGGUUUGAUAGCCAGCGACGUAAGAUACAUGUCAGUGAUAGGCGAGGCAAACCACUGCGUAUGAUUGACUUACGGCAGCGUGGGGAACACCAGAUUCGGCCAAUCUAUGUAUGGCUGGAAGAUGAUCACUCUCUCAGCAUGUGUUCUGUACGCGCCGAGGGCGAGAUUGACCUGAUUCUACAGUUUGCUGACAUGGAAGACAUGGCAGAGUUUGUUCAGAAGCUGGAGACUUUCCUUAACUCCAUCAACGUUGAAAUGAACCAGACCCGCAUGAGACACGACAUCAUAAUCAACAAUGCUCAGACCAAAGACAAACGACAGAAACUCCUGGAUCAAUUCUUCCGAAUCGUGUCACUUCAGGCAUUCAAGGGGACUGCAGAAGAGAUGGCGAUGGAACCCUUGGACCAGGACACUGCCAAACAGCUGGCUGAUAUCAAACUGACACGUACAGAAUUCGCAGAGGCCUUUGGUCUGAAACCAACCUCGAUGUUUGUCCGCAACAUGUUCCUCCUGGUGGAUUCUGAUAAAUCUGGAUUUGUAAACUUCAGAGAAUUUUUGGACUUCUUCGUUGUUUUGUCUUCACAGGACUCCGACAGUAAAGUGCAGCUUAUCUUCAACAUGUAUGACAUUGGACAGAAGGGUGUGCUCUCCAAGUCAGACUUCUCUAAGAUGAUCAUGUCUCUACUAGACCUGUCAGAUUCCAGCUUGGACAAGAGUAAGGUCACAGAUCUCAUCUCCUCUAUGUACCGUGUCGCUAACGUGAGAGAGGGAUCCGAAAUGACAUUUACAGACUUCAAAAAGAUCUUUGAAGAUGAGGAAUAUGCCAAGACACUAGCUAAUGCUACACUGGAUCUAGAUGGAAUGUCUCAUGAAGUUCAAACGCAUGAUCCAAGGAAGAAGCACGAUUCCACCCUCCAGUCAAGGAGCAAGACUCUAAUGAGGAAUUACGACAAAGGGGGAAAGUCAAAGGGGCUGUCAAAUCGUAAGAGAGGAACAUCAGUCAGAGUGACAACAACAAAGAUCAUAUUUCCAAAAACAAAGACCGGCCAGCUGUGGUUCCAGUUUACGUCAUGGGUGGCCACCUACCAACUAGUCAUCUUCUGGACAGUUCUCUACACACUCACCCUCGUGGGCAUCUUCGCGGAACGUGCUUUCUACUAUUCUGUUGAGCGUGAACAUGCAGGACUGCGCCGUAUCGCUGGAUAUGGUGUGACGAUAACUCGAGGAGCUGCCAGUGCUAUGAUGUUUACAUACUGUCCACUACUCAUCACUAUGAGUCGCAACUUGAUCACAUUCUUCCGGGAAACUUCUCUGCAUCGCUUCUUCCCCUGGGAUUCGAUGCACUUCCUGCACAAGUAUAUUGCAUUCUGGGCUCUCUUUUUCACAAUGGUCCAUGUCGUUGGUCACAGUAUCAAUCUGUACCACAUCUCCACGCAGUCCUCGGGGGACCUCAACUGUAUAUUCCGUGAAUACUUCAGAGCGCAAGACGUGCUAGCAUCUUUUCACUACUGGGCAUACACAACUAUCACAGGACUCACAGGAAUCAUUUUAACCUUGAUAGUCAUCAUCAUGUAUGUCUUUGCAAUGCCAUACGCUCGUCGCUACGUAUUCAACGCUUUCUGGACGACCCACAAGUUCUACGUACUGCUGUACAUCUUCAAUAUCAUGCAUGGCUCUGGGCGUCUUGUCCAACCACCCCUGUUCUGGCUGUACUUCCUCCCUUGUCUCUUCAUUUUCAUCCUCGAUAAAAUGAUCAGUGUUAGUCGCAACAAGAUCCAGAUUGCUGUUGUCUCUGCAGACCUCUUACCCUCAGAUGUGACAGCUCUAGUUUUCAAACGACCUGCAAGUUUUGAGUACAAGUCAGGUCAAUGGGUUCGGAUUGCCAGCCUCGACCUGGGUAAGAGUGAGUACCAUCCUUUCACUUUGACCUCUGCCCCCCAUGAGGAACAUCUCAGUCUGCAUAUUCGCGCUGUGGGACCCUGGACCACCAACAUUCGUGAACUCUAUGACCCUGACCGACUGGAAUACAAGAAGUACAAGCUUCCCAAGCUAUUCCUUGACGGCCCCUAUGGGGAGGGACAUCAGGAUUGGUAUCGGUUUCCGGUGGCCAUCUUAGUUGGUGGUGGAAUCGGGGUCACACCCUUUGCUUCCAUCUUGAAAGACAUUGUCCAUAAGUCAAAAAUUGAUGACUUUAGAUUUCCAUGCAAAAAGGUGUAUUUCCUGUGGGUGACCCGUACCCAGAAACAGUUUGAAUGGAUGACAGAUAUCAUCCGGGAAGUUGAAAACAACGACUUGAAAAGCUUCGUCGAUGUUCACAUCUUUAUUACACAGUUCAAGGAGAAGUUUGAUUUCAGGACUACUAUGUUGUACAUCUGCGAGCGACAUUUCCAGAAAGUGGCCGGGAAGAGUUUAUUCACUGGUCUGAGUGCCACCACCCAUUUUGGCAGACCACAGUUUCAAGACAUCCUUAGGUCUAUAGGCACUGAACACCCUAAGGUUAAUCGUGUUGGGGUGUUCAGCUGUGGUCCACCACCAAUGACCAACACACUGGACAAGACCUGCUCCGACCUCAACAAAAUACAGGGUACCAUAUUCAAACACCACUUUGAGAACUUUUAGAGGGAAAGAAAUACAGUGCGACCUACAUAUGAGACCACUUCUUCUGCCAACAGACAAAGAUUUCUAAUAUGGAACAUGUCCAGGAGAAUACCUCUCCUACUGAUUAAAAUGAUACUUUUUCAGCCUGUUUGGAAGAAAAUUUCAUGUUGAAUAAAUGGUCUGAGGAACAAGAGAAGAAUCUAAUCAAGUGGUGAUAUUAGACAUAUUUCAAAGGGUAAUCUUUUGUGUGGUCACAUAGUACGGGAGAUGAAUCACAACAGUGAAAUUUUCAGUAUGGUUAUGUUACUGUCCUAAAAGAGGUGGUCAAUCCGGGCGAGUUCUGUUUUAUUAGAAAGUCCAAGUAUUCAGAUAUUUAAAUAGAAAUUCAUUUUAAAGAGUUUGAGUUUUGCAUUUAGAGCAAGACCAUAUCCUAUUCACUGAUUGAAUAUGUCUAUUUAGACAUUAGAUAAAAUCACAACAUUUAGAUCUUAAUCUUUUACUCUGAUUAAUGUACAUCAAAAAAUUAAUUAUAUCUCGCAUAAAAAGUAGAACUAUUUCAUGAUAACAAAUACAAGCAUGCAUCAGCAAAAUUUAAAACCCCUCUAUUUUAACAGCCACUGAAUAUUACACUUACAAAUUAAAAACAAAAUUGUACUAUGCUUAAUGUUAAAAUGAUAAUUAUACAAUUUUAUAUGUAAACUGAUGAAAACAAAAGGGAUUCUUGGAAAGUCUGAUCCUUAUGUAAACAUGUUUCAAAAUGAUUUGAAUUUAACCUUACUUUGUAGUUGGGGUUCAUGAAAGUUGGUAAAACAGAGAUCCUGGACUCAUAAUUGGCUUGUAACUUCAGAAAUUCUGAAAUAUUGUACUCACUUAGAAUUUAAAAGUAUAGCCAUAUGUGGGACAAAUAUAAAUUUUAUUUUUUGACUUGACUAAAAGAAAUUAUCCCAAAGUACUUGAUGUAUAAAAAUUGUAGUUUUAUUUAAGAUAAUGCAGAUAGCUAUAGUUGCUUAUAGGAUUUUGUUGUAUCAAGGUUUGUAACCCUAGUGACAUAAUACGAUAAAGUUUGAAUUAAUUAAUGUUAUGUAUAUAUAUACUUAUAUUUCUACAAACACUUAAAACUUGACUUGUAUGUCAUCAAGUUAAUGAAUUUAUACAUAACUGGACUUACUAGAGAGGUUUAGCAACCUUUCAGGUAAAGAUACAUGUAAGCUACACAUCCAUUUACACUUACAAAACUAAACUCCAUGAAAACAUGUCGGUUCACGUGUACUUGUAACAUGCAUGCGUACAGUAUAACAUGGUGUCUAAUUCCAUCCAUUCUUUUGACAAAUGCAAUUUAACAAAGCCAAUGGCAAAAUGCAUAACAAAAUAUGUUAUACUGUAACGCUAUACUGUAAGUAUGUUGGGGCCUCGUUUCAAAUGCAAUAGAAAUUUGGGUGGUUGGGUGGCAUAGUGGAUAACAUACUCACCUUUCCCUAAGGCGGCCGAGAUUUGAUUCCCCAAUCGGACUUGAAAAUUUAUAAGUUCAUUUAGAUAUUUCAAAUGCAACAUUCGCAUGUAAAUAUUAGUCGAAUGUUGGCCAUUUAUAGUUUUGAAGAAGACAUGCCAUCAUAACGUUUUAUAUCAGUAAUGGUUUCAUUCAUAAGUUUUGGGAUUUAAAAAUAAUAUUUUACACAUGAGUACUUAAUUACUUGUAUGUCGCCAACCAACUUGUAUGUCUGGAAAAAGCCUUGAAGUUAUGUACACUUGUAUAAAGGGAGUUCCCCCUACAUUUACACGUACAAGUUCAUGUAAGGUUGCUAAACCUCUCUAUUUUGAAUAUGAAAAGUGCUCAUUAAAAGAGAAACUGUGAUUGAAUAAUAGGAUUUACAGCUUCUCCAAGUCAUGCAAGAAUUGAUGGUUGAUCAAUCUAGUGGACUCCUUUUAAAUAUAUAUUUUUGUGCCAGAAAAAUUGUAAUAAUAGGAGUAUUAAAUUAACUGAAAUGUUACCAUAUCAAAAAUUUACUAUUAAAUAGACUUCUAUAUUUGGUACUGUGUAAUUCUGAUAAGGUAGAAACAGUAAGGAUAUAAUAUUAAUGUAUACAAUUAUCAAACAUGAUUUUUUUGUACAAGUAAUCUUCAAUUGCAACUCAUUUUGUUUGCGAUACAAAAUAUGAUUGAAUUUUAUCAUUUUUUUUUACAUUAACAGAAAUUUUGCCUGCCAUUUCCAAAUUUAAAUCAUAAUUUGUGUACAUUGUAACUAAAAUAUCAAUCAAAGAAAGAUACAUAUUUUUAAAACUUAACAGUAAUACACCAUGAACAGGAACUACCUGGUACAUUAGAUGGAAUCCACUGUACAUAAUGAUUUCUAGUAAGCAAGCUGCAUGUAUCCAUUAAAUUGUAACAUUGUUAAUUGUAAACUUAAUUAAAUUUAAAUUGGACCUGUAUGUAUUCAAUAUCUUAUAUAGUUGAGUAAUUGUUUGAUUCUGUACAUUAUCUUUAAAACUUUGGCAUUAUAUGUAAUGAGUGUAGUUCACGUGUGUUUGAUCUAGUCCCUUUAUAAUUAUGAGUACAUGCACUUUUGGAUGUUAUUUAAUUUAAAAAUGUUUCUGAAGUGAUUAUUCCUUAUUGAAAUUGCUAAAAAAGAAGUAUAUAGCAUUAUACAUUUAGUCUAUUGUUUGAGAAAGAGACUUAAAUCAUUUCUAUAAAGUAAAGAUUAGCAAAAAUAUAUUCUACGCUUUCUUCACCCAAACCUGUAAUGUUUUCUUGAAAUGUUUGGUUCUCCAAAAUUGGCCUCAGAAAUCACCUUAAUACUGUAAUCAGUUCAUGUAUUUUGUCAGAAAAUUCAAGCCAACCUAGGUCUGUAACCAUACUUCAUUGGGUGCCUAUGCAUAAAUGCAUACCCUUUCCAUGGUUCUCAAGGAUCCAAUAUAACACUUAAUCUCUUUGCAAUUAGCCAUUGUGAAGUCCAUGCCAGUGUAUCUCAUUAUAUAUACCAAUGAUUUUUUUUUAAUAGAAUUUAUGUAAUUGAUUUUUUGUAUUGGGUCUUCACAGGAUGAUCUAUGUUGAGAUGAAAUUCCACUGCAGUAUUUACAUAUAACUACAUUUCUUUUUAUGCAAAAUAAAUUCUGAUUUAUAUACUU